AUGCAUCCUCCGGCAAUUACAUCCUCUGCUUGUCCGGGCUAUUAUUUUGUUCCGCCCCUGGCAUUGGAGAGCAAGGUGCACGAGCUAGAUGAGGAGGACUGGAGCAAAGUCCUCGCCAUCAACCUGAGCGGCGUCCGCUUCUGCCAGAUGGAGGAGCUCCGCAUCAUGAAGGACUAA
Molecule: messenger RNA, 177 nt
Organism: Trichoderma virens Gv29-8
Lineage: Eukaryota; Fungi; Ascomycota; Sordariomycetes; Hypocreales; Hypocreaceae
Exons: 2
Coding region: 1-177 (58 amino acids)
Source: RefSeq, a predicted model, not a curated record